Messenger RNA from Vicia faba (fava bean), 303 nucleotides. The record is from the annotation of a GenBank genome assembly. Lineage: Eukaryota; Viridiplantae; Streptophyta; Magnoliopsida; Fabales; Fabaceae.
AUGACUGAUUCAAACAAAUUCCCUCCAUCCCGUGACUGCGACGCCCUGGCCUAUACGUUCGGCGAUUCAUCCUCAAAGCUCUAUCAUCAUAAAUCUGCUUGCAAUGAUAUCAAAAAUGAAAAAGAGAAAAUUGGAGAAGAGGUUCCACGGGUACGAAAUUGCCCAUGUUUUCCUUCUUGUUCGCACGCCAUCUCUUCUCUGUUUCUGAUUUCUGUGCGCUUUCAAGUUCAUGAUGCCGUUAAGCUUGUUGUUGUUGAUCGUGUACAUGCGAGUUGGUUGAAACUAAGCUUGUUCAAUGACUGA